GUACGACAUGUUAUACUUGAAAAGCAGGCCCGAAUCAUCCUCCAUACAUACGUAACGAUAUAAGGACAUUUUGAUCAACCAGACAACAUGUCUGUAAUUUCAAGAUUGGAUGGAAAAGUCGCACUGAUUACAGGGGCCAGUUCUGGUAUUGGGGCUGGGACAGCCAUUUUGUUUUGUAAACUUGGUGCAGAGGUAGCGAUCACAGGCAGAAAUGUUGAAAAUUUGGCCAAAACAGCUGCCGAGUGUGAAAAGGGAAAUGGAAAGAAGCCGUUUACUCUUUGCGGUGAUUUGACCAAGGAAGAUUUUGUAAAGCGACUUGUGGAAGACACACUAAAGUAUUACGGAAAACUUGACAUACUGGUCAAUAAUGCCGGACUGUUAAGAUUCGGAGGCAUUGAGACAUCAACGCUGGAGGAAUAUGAUGAAGUCAUGAACAUUAACGUCAGGGCUAGUUACCAUAUGACUAUGCUUGCAGUUCCUCAUCUCAUCAAAACAAAGGGAAGCAUUGUAAAUGUUUCUAGUGUCACCGGCGUUAGAUCCUUUGGUGGAGUUUUGCCAUAUUGUGUGUCCAAGAGUGCCUUAGAUCAGUUUACUAGGUGUAUUGCAAUAGAGUUGGCUCCAAAGCAGGUCAGGGUAAACAGUGUAAACCCUGGUGAGACUGUCACUAAUGUUUUCAAGGCGAGUGGUAUGGAUGAAGACGCCUGUCAGAAGUUUUUAGAGCACUCCAAAUUAAUAAACCCCCUAGGACGUGCCGGGCAGGUGGAGGAUGUAGCUACUGCGAUUGCUUUCCUGGCAUCUGACAGAGCUUCCUUUAUCACGGGUGUGCAAUUACCAAUUGAUGGUGGAAGACACAUCCUUUGUCCGCGAUAGGUGUAAAUAUACCUCGACUCUAAUCGUAAAUUAUAUCAUCGAGACCAAAUAAAUGUAAACUUCAUUCUUUUUCCCAAGACAUGAUUCUUUGAUAAAAUUUCUCUUUGAGAAGUGAACCUUUCUACAUCUACAUAUAACGUUUUUGUAGGGUUUACUUAGGCUCAAUAUCGUUUAAUAUAUCUACAUAAUUCUGAAAAAAUGCUUAUGAAUCUAUAAUCAAUAAUUUGCUUUGAUAUCCAACGUUAGCAAAUAUUUUGUCAACUAUCAGUGUUUGUAAACUAGAAAAUUACUCCACGCCUAUUAGUAAAACAUUCUUUAAGUUCUGUUGUGAAACAAAUUCAGUUCAAUCGUUUGAUAGGAUUUAUCUUUACAUUUACUUGUGAUUAUACGUGAUAAAGAAUAAAAAGUAAUUCAUGAA
This is a messenger RNA of Ostrea edulis (European flat oyster), 1288 nucleotides long. RefSeq names its product 3-oxoacyl-[acyl-carrier-protein] reductase FabG-like. The record is from RefSeq and is a predicted model, not a curated record. NCBI's taxonomy places the organism in Eukaryota, Metazoa, Mollusca, Bivalvia, Ostreida, Ostreidae. The coding region runs from base 88 to 870 and encodes 260 amino acids. The transcript has 9 exons. Gene Ontology annotation, molecular function: oxidoreductase activity.